Molecule: messenger RNA, 882 nt
Organism: Periconia digitata
Lineage: Eukaryota; Fungi; Ascomycota; Dothideomycetes; Pleosporales; Periconiaceae
Source: the annotation of a GenBank genome assembly
UCGAUUGAAUACUUUGCAAUGACGAUAAUAGCAGGUGUGCUCCCGCCGUCCCGCGAGACGUGGGAAUGGGCGUGUUAUCUGUUCGGUUACUUUCCACUGAUCACUGCAAUCCAAUGGACCAUUGAUUGGUAUCCGCAGGGUAAAACCUCGACCAAUUCGCGCUUCAACAUCUCUGGCAAAUGGGGGUGGUGCACCAUGGAAUCCGCGGGCUUCAUCGCGCUGUUAUACAUCAUGUUCACGCUCCCCUCAGAGCUGGGUCUCUCCUCUCUACCGUGGGGGAAUUGGACAAUGGCAGGAUGCUUUGUCAUCCAUUACAUUUACCGCGCCGUCCUCUCCCCUCUCGUCUUGAACCCGAGCAUGGCGCCCAUGCAUCCCCUCAUUUGGCUCAUGGCCUUCUCAUUUCAGCUGUUCAAUGGGAUUUCCAUCGGCGGCUGGCUCGCCGGGUACGGCCCUACCACGGAUAGCGACUGGGCGGGACGUUACGUGUACAUGGAAGUUGGGCUGGUGCUGUGGGCUUGGGGAUUGCUGGGCAACGCUUUCCAUGACGACGACCUGCGCGAGAUUCGACGUGCAGCGGACCGCAAGCAGCGUGCCGAGGCGGAGAAGACUGGUAAGCCGCUCGAGGGUGUGGAGAAAGUUUACAUGAUCCCAAAGAAUGGGCUGUUUGGAUACGUGCUGUAUGCGCAUUACCUGUGCGAGUGGGCUGAGUGGGCUGGGUUUUGGAUGGUGGGUGGAUGGGCAUGUCAUCCAGCCAAGACGUUUUUGGUGAACGAGAUUGCGACCAUGCUGCCGCGAGCGUUGCAGGGGAAAAGAUGGUACGAAAAGAAAUUUGGAAAAGAGAAGCUGGGGAACAGAAAGGCUGUGGUUCCAGGGCUGAUCUAA